Molecule: messenger RNA, 1116 nt
Organism: Yarrowia lipolytica CLIB122
Lineage: Eukaryota; Fungi; Ascomycota; Dipodascomycetes; Dipodascales
Biological process (GO): tRNA N1-guanine methylation
Cellular component (GO): nucleus
Molecular function (GO): tRNA binding; methyltransferase activity
Source: RefSeq, a predicted model, not a curated record
AUGGUAGACGUGACCGAGCCCGUUGCACCCGUCGAGGCAGUGAAGGAGACUGCCGGGGCCUCUAGCGCCACCCCCGAGGUAGAUCGCACGUCCGAACCGCACCCCAAAAACCCCCAGAACGUGCCUGCUCCCUACAACACCAAAACUGCCGUGAUUCCCGAGGGCAUGUCCAAAAACGAGUGGAAAAAGGCGCAGAAGAAGGCCAUAUGGGAGAGCAAGAAGGACGAGAUUGCCGCCGUCAAGAAGGAGAAGAAAAAGGCGGCUCGAAAGAGAAAACAGCUCGCCAUCAGCCGAGGCGAGAUCCCCGCCCCCAUCCCCCAGGAUGAACGACCCCCCCAGACACAACUCCCCAUUAGCAUUGUUUUGGACUGCGGAUUCGACGAGAUGAUGACACAGAAGGAAAAGGUGUCGCUCAGUGCCCAGGUGGGCCGAUGUUACAGCGCCAAUCGAAAGGCCGAUGCCAGGUUCGAUCUCACCGUCAACUCGUUCAACAAGGGACUCAAGGACCGGUUCAACAACGAAAUGAACAAGGUGCACGAGCUGUGGACCAACAUCAAGUUUGUGGAGGACGACUACACUGUGCCCGAGGACGAGACCGCAAAGAGCAAACUGGUCUACCUAUCCUCAGACUCGGACAAUGUCAUCAACGAACUGGAGGACGGAAAAACAUACAUCAUUGGCGGCAUUGUCGACAAGGGACGGUACAAGAACCUGUGUCAGGACAAGGCUUCCAAGCAGGGUCUCCAGACCGGUCGUCUGCCCAUCGCCGACUUCAUCAAGCUAUCGGGACGAAAGGUUUUGACCACCAACCACGUUUUUGAGAUUCUGCUCAAGUGGACCGAGCUCAAGGACUGGAAGGCGGCGUUUGAAGCGGUGCUGCCCAUGCGAAAACUUGACCCUGCCAACUACGGACGAGCCCAUCGACGAGCCCGAAAGAAGGCUCGUCUUGCAGAGGGAGCUGAGGGUAACGACGAAGAGGAUGAUGAAGAUGACGAUGACGAGGAGGAGGAGGAGGAGGAGUCUGUCUCUGCCGAGCCCGAGGUGGUGGAGACAAAGGCUGAGGUCGAGACUGACACUGAGACCAAGGCUGAGACUGAGGCCGAAACUAAGGCUUAG